Messenger RNA from Arabis nemorensis, 318 nucleotides. NCBI's taxonomy places the organism in Eukaryota, Viridiplantae, Streptophyta, Magnoliopsida, Brassicales, Brassicaceae. The record is from the annotation of a GenBank genome assembly.
AUGGCGAACCUUAGCGACGUCAACAUCAAGACUUGGGGACAUCUCAAAGAUGUGAUAUUGUGUGGACGAGAUGCAUACACUUCUGCCCAUGGGAUGAAACUAUUCGAAUACAUGCAGUCGGAUGAAGAGUUCUGCAAACUGUUUAGUCGGGCAAUGUCGGAAUCUUCCAUUAUGGUUAUGGAAAAAGUUGUAGAAUUCUGCAAACUGUUUAGUCGGGCAAUGUCACUAAGUCUCAUCACUUCCAAAUAUCCUCAUAUAAUGAGUAUCAAUUUCGAUCUACCUCCGGUUCUAGCCCGUGCUCCUCUUUAUCCCGGUUAG